Molecule: messenger RNA, 1471 nt
Organism: Lathyrus oleraceus (garden pea)
Lineage: Eukaryota; Viridiplantae; Streptophyta; Magnoliopsida; Fabales; Fabaceae
Product: ADP,ATP carrier protein, mitochondrial
Exons: 3
Coding region: 196-1233 (345 amino acids)
Biological process (GO): mitochondrial ATP transmembrane transport; mitochondrial ADP transmembrane transport
Cellular component (GO): mitochondrial inner membrane
Molecular function (GO): ATP:ADP antiporter activity
Source: RefSeq, a predicted model, not a curated record
CGAAUGUAACAAAUUUCUAUGGAACUUCCGUUCCAAUUUUUCAGGAAUGAAAACUAUUUUUCGACUUCUAUUCUAAGAAGCAAAUUCAAAUUUUUGCACCAUAAACUUGCUUUAUAAUAACAGGUUUCAAGUCUUCAAGAGUUCAUAAAUCUUAAACAUUUUCAAGCAUUUCAUUAUUAAGCACUCAAAGCAUUGAUGAUGGCUGAUAGGAGGCACCAAUAUCCAACACUAGCACAAAAGUUUGGCUCUCAACUUCAUCUAAGAUCCAACCUUUCAUCCUCAAAUGCAGUGUUUGUUCCAUCACCAUCAGAGAAAAACUUUGCAAGCUUUGCAACUGAUUUUCUGAUGGGUGGAGUUUCUGCAGCAGUGUCGAAAUCUGUAGCUGCUCCUAUCGAACGCGUGAAGCUUCUGAUUCAAAAUCAAGACGAGUUGCUUAAGGCUGGUAGGCUUUCCGAACCUUACAAAGGAAUUGGAGAUUGUUUUGGUAGAACAAUUAAAGACGAAGGAUUCGCUUCACUUUGGAGAGGUAACACUGUCAAUGUUAUCCGUUACUUCCCAACGCAGGCCUUCAACUUUGCAUUCAAAGACUACUUCAAGAAGCUAUUUAACUUCAAGCAAGAGAGAGAUGGAUAUUGGAAAGUGUUUGCAGGAAAUAUUGCAUCUGGUUCUGCAGCAGGAGCUUCAUCCUCCAUCUUUGUUUACUCAUUGGAUUACGCCCGAACGCGACUUUCAAGUGACGCGAAGACAGUGAAGAAAGGCGGAGAGAGGCAGUUCAAUGGCCUGAUUGAUGUCUAUAAGAAGACAUAUCAAUCAGACGGUAUUGUUGGCCUUUAUCGCGGUUUCAAUGUUUCGAUUGUUGGAAUCACUGUCUACCGCGGUUUGUAUUUCGGAAUGUAUGAUUCUCUUAAACCAGUUCUCUUAGUAGGAACAUUUCAGGAUAAUUUCCUUGCUAGCUUUGUGCUAGGAUGGAUAGUUACAGUUGGAGCUAGCGUAGCAUCUUACCCCUUCGACACGGUUCGUAGAAGAAUGAUGAUGACAUCAGGUGAAGCUGUAAAGUACAAGAGUUCAAUGGAUGCUUUCACACAAAUUGUGAAAACUGAAGGUCCAAAGUCUCUCUUCAAAGGUGCUGGUGCAAACAUACUUAGAGCAGUUGCUGGUGCUGGUGUGCUUGCAGGUUAUGAUAAACUUCAGGUGAUUAUGUUGGGAAAGAAAUAUGGUUCUGGUGGAGCUUAGUUUUCAAUAAGAGAACCUAUAAAGUAUAAGACAAUGAUGAAAAAACAACAAAUAAACCAGUUUAGGAUGUUAAAUUUAUUAUUAUUUAUUUCUUUGGAGAGAAAUGUUGGAUGCAAACUCUUUCAUCAAUUUACUCUAUGGUUUGCCGAAACUUUCUUAGAUUUUAUGUAUCAACAGUUUGAGAGUGUGUGCUACCAAAUAAAGAAUGAAACUCGCAUGAUUGAAUGAUUGUAUGGAA